Molecule: messenger RNA, 1751 nt
Organism: Anopheles aquasalis
Lineage: Eukaryota; Metazoa; Arthropoda; Insecta; Diptera; Culicidae
Gene: RhoGAP5A
Product: Rho GTPase activating protein at 5A
Biological process (GO): regulation of GTPase activity; signal transduction
Molecular function (GO): GTPase activator activity
Source: RefSeq, a predicted model, not a curated record
CAAAAAUUUAAUAAAAAAAAUAUAAUUAAGUGAAACUAACUCAUAAAUUAAGAUACAUUAGUGAAAAUUAGGGUUUUCCGACCCCAAAGGUGCACUUACGUGUCGCAUGACGCAUACUGGUGUUCAGCCAGUCUGCCGGAUCCAUAAAAAGACGGGCUCUAAAGUUCGCCCUCGCCCACAAAUCGUAAAUGCCAAUCGGUCGCGGAUUGGCUGCUGGCGACGAUGUCCAAGGAUGCAGUGUUGGCCAUACCGAACGUCUGGAAACCUGAAUUGUACAAAAUCCAGCUCGAUGCCCCUACACCGAAGCCAGUGCUGUGUGAGAAUGAGGACAUUAUGGGACCCACACGAUACGGCAAGGAGUUCCACGGUACGAUGGAUCACAAAGAGUGCGAACAGCUGCUGGGCGGCAAACCGGAUGGCAGCUACCUGGUGCGGCGCAGCCCGGGAGCCGAUAACUACUACACGCUGAGCCUGCGGUUCGGACAGUCGACGAAGCAUUUUAAAAUCUUCUACUGCCCUGAAAAGGGUCACUUUUUGCGGGAAAAUUUCAAAAAGUAUGAAACCAUCCAGGAGAUGGUUGCCGACGGGCUGGUCGAUUUCUACAUGCGAAUACACGCGGCCCCCAUUCUGAAGGAAAUGAUGAGCCAAACGAAGAAGUGCUACGAACAAAGUCCGUACAUGACGCUUCACCGGCGGAAGCUUCGCUCUCUGUGCAACGAAAUGUCCAAACCUACCUCCAAGCUGGCCGUGGUGCAUGAUAGCGUGGAAACAGCGGACACCGAAACGGCGGAUAGCUGUGACAGUGGCGUCGGUGGUGGCGGUAGUGCGGGCGGAGAUGGGAAGGAGACAGGCGUUGAAAGAUCGGAAACGUACGAUAAUGAUAACCCUGGCUACGAGAAGCAGCACGCGUUCAAAACGCACACCUUCAAGGGGUUGAAUUGGUGCGAAUUUUGUGCCAACUUCUUAUGGGGUUUCACCUCUCAAGGGGUCAAAUGUGACGAUUGCGGAUUUAUGGCUCACUUCAAGUGCUCGGAACUGGUACCGGCCAAGUGUGUACCGGACCUCAAGCGCUUGCGAGGAAUUUUCGGAGUCGAUUUGACCACGCUCGUGACGGCUCACAAGUGUCGCAUCCCGUUCAUCGUGCUGAAGUGCGUCGAGGAGGUGGAAAACCACGGUAUGCUGCAGGAAGGCAUUUAUCGGAUUUCCGGGUUUGCCGACGAAAUCGAGGCACUCAAAAUGGCACUGGACAAGGAUGGCGAGAAGGCGGACGUGUCCGCGCAAGUUUACAGCAACAUUAAUGUGAUUGCCGGGGUACUGAAGUUGUACCUCCGGUUGCUGCCUGUUCCUUUAAUAACGUUUCAAUCAUUCCCCCUAUUUAUGGAAUCGAUGCAAGAGAAAUCCAUCGGCGAGCAAGUGAUAGCACUGCGAAACGCAGUGAAAGCAUUACCACCGGCCCAUCUGCACUGUCUCAAGUACAUCUUGGAGCACCUGAAUCGGAUCGCUUCCCAUCACGCUAUCAACAAGAUGAAUGAACACAAUCUGGCUACCGUGUUCGCUCCGACGCUGAUUGCAACGCCGCAGCAUAUGUCGGAUUUGUCGCAGGAGAUCAGUAUGCUAGCGGCCUUGAUUGGCCACUGUCAUGCAAUAUUUUUGUAACCUUUGCCUCACAUUGCGUCCCCGCUUUUACAAUAUCUAGCAUGUAAGACACACAUUUCCAACACUUAACGAAAAUAUAUCACGGACAUCACAUA